AUGACGUCGUUGCAGUUAAUGGAACAUCAAAGCGAUAGUACGUCUGACUCUGCCCACAUCUACACACAGGACAAGGUGAAUGCGACUAAAUGCGACUGCCGCACAAGUGAUGAAGAGAACAAGACAAGAGACCAUCUUCGUCUCGUCAUACGAAUAUCAGCAUUAAAAUUACUGCCAACUGUACGGGAGAUCAUCUACCAGAGUGAAGCUGAGAAAUCAUAUCUUCUUCUUCGAGCAAAAUAUGAAAUACUCAAGGAUUUAAGAGUCAACUACGGUAAUUUACUAGCGGGAACGAAUAUCAUGCCCAGUGUUGAUGUUUUAAUCGAUUCCAUCAGGGUGAUGAUGAACGACAAUCAGAGUCUCACUUUGAAAGAGAUGCAUUUGUUGGUGACAAAAAGUGUGAGCAAAUUCCACGCUACAGUACUUCCAACGGCUUUUUUGUGUUUCGCCCUUGGCACAUGCAGAAUGGGUAGUUCACAGUACAUGAGCUGCAUGCGUAACAAUGUGCAACAAUGGACGACAUUUCUGGGUGACGAUCCGCUAAAUAUAGCAAAAAAGCUUGCCGAUUUCCUGCACCGCUAUAAAGGAGCAGAUAACGUGCUUCAAGCUAUUCAUACUAGUUUGAUUACUGCUGAAAAUGAAGUAACGUCAGAAUGUGCUCGACGAUUCAAUGAAAUCACGGUGUGUCUGAAAUGUCUCACUGACGAUACCGUUGGCUACUGUAGAAACUCCUGUCUGAUGGCGUCAUUCGGUUGUCUUGAGAAUUUGGCUGAAAAGUGGGACGCCAAUGUUGAUGAACUGUACGAGCUUACUAGAAAUUAUAAGCAAGGAUUCGAAGAAGUUGGGAUAAAACAACCGCGACUAGCCAGAGUAAUUGUGAGUCGAUGUGGUCCACUGCUCCUAGAGAACAUCAGUGACACAUCAUACAUCACCCCAAAGCCGCGAAAGCCGAAGGAAGUCGAGUUGAAUAUGGAGAAGCUUGUUGAACAGAUGCGUCAACUGCGGAAAUGUUGGCGGCAGAUUGCCGAACGGAUGUGUUCGGCGGCGACCACCGAGCACUCCUUCUGUUGGAACGGCACCAGCGUCGUACGAAUACAACUCGCUACUGAUGAUUUUAACAUCGAAACGAAAGAUGUUCGCCCACGUCCCAAGGAGCCGUGGUUAGAAGAGUCAUCUGGUUACCCGUAUGAUACAGAUGAUGAAGAUUAUAAUAAUAUUGGUGGCGGUUCCGGAUCCGGAAUGCCAUUCGAAGAGGUGGAUGAAAUUCACGUGCACACGAUGACACCCGGUGAGUGCCAGUCAAUCAUUCCUUCAUAG
Messenger RNA from Angiostrongylus costaricensis, 1317 nucleotides. Lineage: Eukaryota; Metazoa; Nematoda; Chromadorea; Rhabditida; Metastrongylidae. The record is from the annotation of a GenBank genome assembly.